UAGUGAAUUUGUGUAGUUUGUACGUCAGAGUUGUGUUAGUAUGCAGAUUUUUUCGUUUUACAUGUUUAUAAGUCUUGAAAGUUAAUUCAGUUUUCUGUAUACACAUUAUUUAGUUAAGUUGUUUGAACGAACAAGAGAACAAACUUUAUCUAUCAACUUAAUUUUAGGAAGAACGAAGACCAUGUCGCUGAAGAAGAUUUUGUUGAAAGGGACAACACGGAUGUCACUUCAUGAACGCUUCACCUGCCUGCGUAACCAAAGUGGAGGCGAGUCAUCUGGGUCACAGGUCACCGUGCAGUCAGUACGCCAGGGAUUAUUCAGUGCCAGCCAAGCAGCAUCAGCGAAGAACCGACGUCUAGCACAGAUGAUGGACCGUCGACCCUCAGUUAUUGCGGCUCUCAAAGUUAGAAAGCGGCUCAUGAAGCAGCGGUUGGGCCAAGGGCAGCAGAGGCUGUCCAUUAAGGAUCGUCUAAGUCUACGAGGACGAGGAGGAUUGCGUGGUCGUGUGGGACAGCGCGGACUGACACUAGGCCGAUCUCCACUCACUAGACUGCGUGGUGGCCGUGGCAACAGGCGGCCUGGCAGAGGGAAUCUUAGUAAGUACUUACAGUACCUAGAUACGUUAGCUUGUAUUGAGUAUUUCAAGUAGAAAUAAUUUAGGAGA
Messenger RNA from Homalodisca vitripennis (glassy-winged sharpshooter), 664 nucleotides. Its product is annotated as chromatin target of PRMT1 protein-like. The transcript has 4 exons. NCBI's taxonomy places the organism in Eukaryota, Metazoa, Arthropoda, Insecta, Hemiptera, Cicadellidae. The record is from RefSeq and is a predicted model, not a curated record. The coding region runs from base 182 to 649 and encodes 155 amino acids.